Molecule: messenger RNA, 2463 nt
Organism: Spea bombifrons (plains spadefoot toad)
Lineage: Eukaryota; Metazoa; Chordata; Amphibia; Anura; Pelobatidae
Gene: ERRFI1
Product: ERBB receptor feedback inhibitor 1
Exons: 4
Coding region: 127-1524 (465 amino acids)
Biological process (GO): negative regulation of epidermal growth factor receptor signaling pathway; regulation of keratinocyte differentiation
Cellular component (GO): extrinsic component of cytoplasmic side of plasma membrane
Source: RefSeq, a predicted model, not a curated record
AAUCAGCAAGAAGAUAACCUGCAGCUUUGUGGCUAACACAGGGGCUGAAGGAAUGCUAACUACCUGCAAAUACAUAUAUCGGAGUACUUGUAGAUAAUUGCUUGAGUCCACGCAGACCAAACUACAAUGACCACUGGCCUUACCGCUCAAGAAGUUCAAGUCCCACUGAAAAAUGGGUUUCUGCACAAUGAUCGAACCAUGAUAAGUUCAAAGUCUUGCUGGACAAAUCACAGUGAAUAUGAAAAUACAUACUAUGACAUGGAACCCUUUUCUUUGACCUACGCAUUGAAAUCUCCUCCUCAGCAACAUAUAACAUCUAUUGGUCAAAUGUCAAGGCCCGUCAUAAUGAAUGAACACUGCUGUUCUGAAAACUGCAUGAAGGCUCCAUGGAAGAAAUCCAACUUUCUUCAUCUUGGCAUACCUAUUGUGGAAGGUUCCUCUACGCACUGUGAAGAAGACCAAGUUGUUCCUUCUUUUAAAAAGCUUUCGGUGAAUGGCGGCUCUGGUUCCGAGAGGACCCCACCUCUUACGCCUGUUAAAAAUGGACCACCGCAGUUUUACUCUAUCCCAAGCAGUGAUCGCAGUUGCCGACCGCUCCCUCCUCUCCCGAUUUCCGAAGACCAUUCACUGGACGACGCGGACAGCGAGGUCGAAUUUUUAACAAGUUCUGAGACUGAUUUGCUCAUUCAGGACGGUAGAUCGUUGCCGUUUAAAUACGGGGGUCCGGGCAGGCGAAGCUUCAGGGGAUGCGGGCAGAUUAACUAUGCAUACUUCGAGUCGGCACCUGCAAGCAAGCCAGCGGAUGAAAACCCCGUAUCUAACCAAAACGGACGUGUACAAAGUUCCAAACCUCAAAAACCAGAGCAAAACCACAGGAAGCUAAGGCGAUCUCAUUCGGGACCAGCUGGAUCUUACAAUAAACCUGCCAUUCGGGUAUCAAAUCAUGCAAAUAGGACUUCUCCUAAUUCUGAUGAAGACAAGCCUGAAGUUCCACCAAGGAUUCCCAUCCCUCCUAGAUCAUUAAAGCCUGAUUACAGAAGGUGGUCAGCAGAGGUAUCUUCAAACACAUACAGUGAUGAAGACAGACCUCCCAAAGUCCCUCCAAGGGAACCUCUCUCUAGAAGUAAUUCCCGUACUCCUAGCCCAAAAAGUCUGCCAUCGUACUUGUACGGGGUAAUGCCCCCUACGCAGAGCUUCGCACCUGAUCCAAAAUACGUCAGCAGUAAAGCUCUCCAAAGACAAAAUAGUGAAGGGUCUGCGAACAAGAUCCCCUGUAUAUUACCCAUUAUGGAGCAUGGGAAGAAGGCCAGUUCUACACAUUAUUAUCUCCUUCCGGAGAGGCCUCCGUACCUUGACAGAUAUGAAAAGUAUCUGACGGAAGCUAAGGACCCUGAGCCGAAAGCUCAGUCGUGGUCUAGUGACAGUGCUAUAUCUUCAGGUUUGCCAAAGCCAGACCUCAAGGAAAAAGCAGACCUCAUUAACAAUGCCAAACGCAAACUUCUAGCCGACGUCGUUUCACCGUAGGCUUUGGGAAGAACACCCAGGAAAAGGUCAUCAAACAUCACAGCUCACUAGGAUGUUACAUUUAAUGUCGUCGUGCUCUGUUGUCUGAAAUACAAAGAAAAUAUUGAACUCUUUAUUCAAAUAACGAGACUAUUUUCUUAAAGGAAGCCGGUCUGAGGGCACACCGAGCCUGUUGAGUGGAUCCUUUUUUAAAAAUAAUGUUGAAGGCAUUGUUUCAUUAACAUAAAUGUGAUGGUUAGGAAUCAGCUGAACAAAAUAACCAGGGUGUUGCUGCUACAUAACCCAGUAAGGUCUAUUUUCUCAGCCAACCUUGCCUAUCUCCUGACUCUAGAACGUUUAGUGGUUCUACCUUUGAUUUCUUGCACAGAACCGAAGCUAGAUUGGAGACGGCCAUUGAGGCUUUUUAGUUUUUUUUUUUGUUUUUUUUAGGUUUAGGAAUCAGCAUGGGUUAAGAGAGCCAGGACCCAACAAAUUCCAGUUACAGCCAUUUGAUAUGUAUAUAUAGUGCAGUAUUUCUAUAGUUUUUUUUUUGUCGUAUUCAUUAUGUUACUUGCAGUUAUCUAACGUCAUUAUUCUCAAAAAUGAAUCCUUCACGCUGAAUAAGUGAAUUCUAAUUGAAAAAGUCCUAGGACCAAGACCAAUCUGAUUCUGGAAUGUAAUUCAUUCUAUCGCAAAGUGAUUAACUUCUCGUCUCGUCACCGUUGCAAAAGACAGGUGGAAAAUGAUGAGAGAGGUUUGUAGUGCUAACAAGAUUGGCCUCCCCUGCUUUUAAAGCUAUUAAUGUUCCUGAUUGAUGUAGCGCAAAGAUGGAACGAUUUGGAAUUUUCACUGAAAGUUCUUAAUUGGAAUGGUCUUCAUUCACCCACCCAUUUAAGGACAACUGGCAUACGCAAUGGUUUGCCAACCUCUCCCUAAUAUGCUUUUGUUAUUUAGUCCAAA